GUAUAUAUUUGUCUAUCGGCUCAAGUAUGCCAUCUGUGUAACUUUCAACGAAACUCGCUUACCUAACCUGAUUUUGUGAAAUCUAGUAGCGGGUAUAGAUUAAACGACAACGAUGCUUCGAUUGUUUGCAACGCAAGUACAAAAAGGGACUUGCACCAUCUCAUCUUCCUUAAAGAAAGCAAAUAAUCUAGCGUUGAUAGAAACAACUAGAAAAUUUAGUAUUAGUUCGAGAUGUCUAGGGCCUUGGCCAGAAAUUCAAAAACCUGCGCCAGAUUUUGCUGGAACGGCAGUGAUCAAUGGUGAUUUUAAAGAUAUAAAAUUAAGCGACUAUAGAGGGAAAUAUGUAGUUCUCUUUUUCUAUCCUUUAGACUUUACAUUCGUGUGUCCAACCGAGCUGGUAGCAUUUUCAGAAAAAGUCGCAGAAUUCAAAGCUGUAAAUACCCAGGUAAUAGGCGUUUCCACAGAUUCUCAUUUUAGUCAUCUCGCAUGGACUAACACGCCUAAGAAGCAAGGUGGGUUGGGCGGAGAUUUAGGAUAUCCGUUGUUGAGUGAUUUUAACAAAGAAAUCUCAGCGAAAUACAACGUCCUCUUGGAAAAUGCUGGAAUAGCUUUGAGAGGACUCUUCAUCAUAGAUAAAGAUGGAAUACUCAGGCAAUUCAGCGUCAACGAUUUGCCAGUCGGUCGUAGCGUGGACGAAACGUUGAGAUUGAUAAAAGCUUUCCAAUUUGUCGAGGCACACGGAGAAGUUUGCCCUGCCAAUUGGCAACCAGAUUCUAAAACUAUCAAACCGAAUCCGAAAGAUAGCAAAGAAUACUUUGAGUCUAUCAAUUGAAUUUUCGUAUAAUUUUUUUAACGCAUAUAUAUAUAUGUAUAUAUAUGUAUGUAUACAUACAUAUACUUAAAUAUAUUCAAAUGUAUAUACACAUA
Molecule: messenger RNA, 927 nt
Organism: Vespula pensylvanica (western yellowjacket)
Lineage: Eukaryota; Metazoa; Arthropoda; Insecta; Hymenoptera; Vespidae
Gene: Tpx-3
Product: peroxiredoxin-like
Exons: 4
Coding region: 113-832 (239 amino acids)
Biological process (GO): cell redox homeostasis; response to oxidative stress; hydrogen peroxide catabolic process
Cellular component (GO): mitochondrion; cytosol
Molecular function (GO): thioredoxin peroxidase activity
Source: RefSeq, a predicted model, not a curated record